AACUCCCUUUUGACAUGUGUACAAAUUACAUCGCCAUCUUUCAAGGCACAAAAUAAAUAAUUUUAAAAACCAUACGCCAAGUGUUUCUAUCUAGACGCCACCACUGCAACAUUUGGUCUUUCGAGCCGGAUUAUUCAUCCACAUCCAUCAAAUCAGCAUUCCAACGGCCGUCGAGAUAAGUAUCCCAUACUUCCGUAAAAUAGUACAUUAAUAUCUCACUGGCACUUCUGAUCCGCCAUAUUCCCUUGUAUAUACAUAGUUGCAAUUUGGAAUUCAGUUUGUUCGCGAAUAUUCGAAGCAGUCCAAAAUGAGUACUUUACCGCGAGUAUUCUUCGAUAUGACCGCCGAUGGCGAGCCCGUCGGUAGGAUAGUAAUGGAGCUGCGCUCUGACAUCGUGCCGAAGACAGCGGAGAAUUUCCGUGCUCUGUGCACCGGCAAGAAGGGCUUUGGCUACAAGGGCUCUAGUUUCCAUCGCGUCAUUCCAAACUUCAUGUGCCAGGGCGGCGAUUUCACCAACCACAAUGGCACUGGCGGCAAGUUCAUCUAUGGCAACAAGUUCCCCGAUGAGAACUUCCGCCUGAAGCACACCGGCUCCGGCAUCCUGUCGAUGGCAAACGCUUUUUUUUUCUGUUCGUAUGUUACCAGAGAACACACAUUAAAGAUCUCCGCUUCUUCCCAUCUCAUACAUGAUCAGCUGACCAGCAGCUGCAUGGCGAGGGGAAGAUAGUACGGAGAUAUUUUUUUAUUCAAACAAUACUUUACAAUAGCGUUUCUUAAGAAUAUGAGUAGCGCCUAUAAGAUAUACAGAAGGUCAAUAUUUACCAAAACUUUUCAUAAAUGAACAUAUUUAAAUGGCCAUAAGUGCACAAAAAUAACACUGCAGCUUAAUGUUACAAAAUACAGAUAAAAAGAGCAAUUUAAAGAUAAUAGAAAAUGACAAUAAAGUGCUUGAGUAGCUGAUAAUAGACUAAUUUGAUAACUAAGAUAUAAGUUUUACAAUAGUAAUAGAUAACAUUAAUUAAUAAAAUUCAAUUUUCUUUUUCCAUUAAUAAGCAUCUGCAAGAUGCACUGAGAAAUUA
Drosophila mojavensis is the source of this 1079-nucleotide messenger RNA. RefSeq names its product peptidyl-prolyl cis-trans isomerase. The transcript has a single exon. Gene Ontology annotation, cellular component: intracellular membrane-bounded organelle. The record is from RefSeq and is a predicted model, not a curated record. Gene Ontology annotation, molecular function: peptidyl-prolyl cis-trans isomerase activity. The coding region runs from base 308 to 727 and encodes 139 amino acids. NCBI's taxonomy places the organism in Eukaryota, Metazoa, Arthropoda, Insecta, Diptera, Drosophilidae. Gene Ontology annotation, biological process: protein peptidyl-prolyl isomerization; protein folding.